CGCGUACGGAUAUUGACGACAGGCCAGCGCGCGAAAUUGACGUUAGGAGCUCGAGGUACGUAGAAAGCUGGAGCAGUUACUUCAAAAUCCGUCGUCCAGGUAAUAAUCGAUUCAAGUCGCGCAGACUCCGAGCCACCGUAGCCGGUAUAACCAGAGCUCCGUCUGCCACCAUGGGUUUGCUCGAGCGCUGCCAGGAGCUGUUCAGCACCUCCAGCCUGUACGAGGUGCUGGGGAUAAACAAAGAGGCGAGCGAGGCUGACAUCCGAAAGAGCUACUACAAAGUGUCGCUGAGAGUCCAUCCAGACAGGGCCCCGGAGGACCCGCAGGCCACGGAGAAGUUUCAGGUACUGGGGAAGCUGUACGCGGUGCUGAGCGACAAGGAGCAGAGGGCCGUGUAUGAUGAGCAGGGAGUGGUGGACGAGGAGUCGGACGUCCUGAGCCAGGACCGCUGCUGGGAGGAGUACUGGAGACUGCUCUUCCCUAAGAUCACGGUGCAGGACAUCCUUGAAUUCGAGAAGAAAUACAAGGGAUCGGAUGAAGAGCGGGAGGACGUGAUCCGCCUGUACGUGCAGCACGAGGGGGACUUGGACGCCAUCACGGCGUCGGCUCUCUGCAGCUCUCAGGAAGACGAGCCCAGGCUGUGCGCCAUCAUCCAGGCUGCUAUCAAGAGCGGAGACGUGGAAGCCUUCCCAGCUUUUACGAAGGAGAACGCCGCGAAGAAGCGGGCCCGGAGAAAGAGGGCUGACCGGGAGCGAGAGGAAGCAGAGGAGAUGAAGAAAGAGAUGGGGCUAGGCGAGGAGGAUGAGAGUCUGGUCAUGAUGCUGAAGCAAAAGCAGCAGUCCAGAGAGAGUAAUUUCAACAGUUUCCUGUCUGAUCUGGAAGCAAAGUACUCCAAGAAAAGCACCAAACCACAAAAAGGAAAAAAAGCCAAAAAGUAAAAGUUACAGAAACAUUUUUUAUGGUGGGUUUGUUUUUUCCCCAGUUGAAACAAAAGCUUAAAUGUUGUCAGGAUAAGUGAACGUAAAACUGUUUGAGUCACUUUAGCUCCUAAUGUACACAAGUGUAAAUCCAAUGUCAUGUAAUAUGUUGUAAAAGUUCUAUUAAUAAAUGCAUUUGUUUAAAUCA
Fundulus heteroclitus (mummichog) is the source of this 1125-nucleotide messenger RNA. RefSeq names its product DnaJ (Hsp40) homolog, subfamily C, member 9 (gene dnajc9). The coding region runs from base 171 to 938 and encodes 255 amino acids. Gene Ontology annotation, molecular function: heat shock protein binding. Gene Ontology annotation, cellular component: nucleus; cytoplasm. The transcript has 5 exons. Lineage: Eukaryota; Metazoa; Chordata; Actinopteri; Cyprinodontiformes; Fundulidae. The record is from RefSeq and is a predicted model, not a curated record.